Molecule: messenger RNA, 999 nt
Organism: Mangifera indica (mango)
Lineage: Eukaryota; Viridiplantae; Streptophyta; Magnoliopsida; Sapindales; Anacardiaceae
Exons: 1
Coding region: 299-844 (181 amino acids)
Source: RefSeq, a predicted model, not a curated record
CAGUCGUCUUGAUUAAUCAGGACAAAUUCCAAAGAGAAAAAUCCAAGUCCCAAUAUUAUUUUCGUUUCUCUCUUUCUCUUUCUCUUUAAUUCUCUCUGUGCCUGUUGCUUUUUUGUUACUUGGAUAAAUGCAUGGAGAUGGAGGGCUUUAUAUUUUCCUACUACGAGCGACAUUAAAGUUUAAAGCAAGCACUUGAAGAUCAAAAGAUUUAUAUAUGGUUAUGGUGUUGAUCUUUUUGCAGGUUUUGAAGUUGAAGUAGUGAUAAAUAUAUCAUCAUUUGUUUAUCAUUAUUCAUCAAAUGGAGAACCCACCUCGAGUGUCACCCCACAAAGCCGGAAAGGGCGGAGGAGGGCCCACGGGGAGGAGGAGUCGGUACGCCGCUGCCGUUGACGACGGAGGAGAUUUGAUAGAGUGUUCUGGCAAGUAUUGCAGAUCAUGCACAACCGGGCUGGUUGCCGAUUGUGUGGCGCUGUGUUGCUGCCCUUGUGCGGUGGUGAACAUCCUGGCGCUGGCUUUUGUAAAGAUCCCCUACACGGUGGGGAAGAAAUGCUUGGGGUUGGCGAAGAAGAAGGAGAAAACGAAGAAAAAAUGCAAGAAACUUGAAGGCUCAUCAUCAUCAUGUGGAUUUCUAGUAGAGAGAAAUUAUGGAGAUUUGAACAAGGAGAAAUUACAGAUUGAAUCAUUUGCAUUAUUCGGUGAAGAUGAAGAAGAAAAAAUGGAUGGGGGUGUAAACAGUGCAAGAUUUGAAGCAGAGAGGAUGUGGUUAGAAUUGUAUCAGAUUGGCCAUUUGGGUUUUGGAAGAAUUUCUUUCACUGGAAUUCAACCUCAAGAUCAGGAAAAUUAAGCAACAAAAUUUGUCGUAUAAAUUAUUGUUGUUGUUGUUGUUGUUUUGGAUUGUGAAAAAGUCCCAAAUUUGUACCCAUUUCGGGGGUAUAUUUAAUUUGCAGUCAAAUUUAAGCCUGAGUUCUUGAGAAGCAAUGUAUUGAGAAAAAUUGUCCA